Messenger RNA from Staurois parvus, 2844 nucleotides. The record is from the annotation of a GenBank genome assembly. Lineage: Eukaryota; Metazoa; Chordata; Amphibia; Anura; Ranidae.
AUGAAGAUGCCUAAAAGGAAAAAUUUGCUGCUGACAUGGCUUGUUCUUCUGGAACUCUACUGGGGAUGUGAAGCACAGGCAAAUUAUCAAGUCCUUGAUCUCCUCUCACCAGCAGUCCAGCGACAGGUCACAAGCUACCUUCAGCAAGCACUCAACAAUCCCUCCAUGAAUGAAGUGUAUGUACUGUCCACGUUUAAACUACAGCCCAAGUCUACAAUCACUCUCUUUGGCUUGUACUCUACUAAGGAGAACAGUAGGUACUUUGAAUUCACAGUAAUGGGACGUUUAAACAAAGCUUUUCUCCGAUACCUCAAGAGUGAUGGUAAACUGAACUCAGUCAUCUUCAAUAACAUUGAGCUUGCUGAUGGCAAGCAACACUCACUUCUCCUGCACCUCAGUGGUCUGCAUCGAGGAACCAGCGCUGCUGAGCUGUACCUGGACUGUAUACAAGUGGAUGCUAUUAAAGACCUGCCCCGACCACUCACAGGAUUAAACUUGAACACAGGAUCUGUGCAACUGAAGACUAUACAGAAGAAAGGACAGGAUUCUAUGGAAGAACUGAAGUUGGUCAUGGGAGGUACACUGACACAAGUAGCAUCAAUACAAGAAUGUUUCAUGCAGCAGAGUGAACCUGGACAAUAUACAGGUGAUGUCAGCAGGCAGCUUUUAGGGCACAUUUCACAGCUGAACCAACUCCUGGGGGAACUCAGAGAUGUCAUGAGACAACAGGUGAAGGAAACCAUGUUUUUGAGGAACACUGUCUCAGAAUGCCAAGCUUGUGGCUUAACUACAGACUACCCCUUUCCAACACCGGCUCCUAAGCCAAAACCUACAACACCUCCUAAGCCUCGAUGUGCCGCAACUUCCUGUUUCCAAGGGGUGAAAUGCACCGACACAGGGAGUGGUUUCCAGUGUGGACCCUGUCCAGAGGGCUAUGCUGGCAAUGGUAUCAUUUGUAGUGACAUCGAUGAGUGCAGAUUGAACCCUUGUUUCCCUGGAGUCCGAUGCAUAAACAUUAUUCCAGGAUUUAGGUGUGAAUCCUGUCCUCCUGGAUACACGGGACCAAUUGUACAAGGUGUGGGAACAACAUACGCCAAGCAAAAUAAACAGGCAUGUCUCGAUAUAAAUGAAUGUGAAAAUGGAAGAAACGGAGGCUGCGUGGCAAACUCCAUCUGCAUUAACACCAUGGGUUCUUUCCGCUGUGGACCAUGCAAACCUGGCUUUGUUGGAGACCAGAUCAAAGGCUGCACAACAGAGAAGAGCUGCUUCAACCUAGGGAAGAACCCCUGCCACGCCAGUGCACAGUGUAUUGAGGAGAAAGGUGGAGAGGUCAUCUGCAUUUGUUCAGUUGGAUGGGCAGGUAAUGGCUAUUUUUGUGCACGAGACACUGAUAUUGAUGGGUAUCCAGAUGAGGCUCUUCUCUGCUCAGAGUCAAGCUGCAAGAAGGACAACUGCAUCUUUGUACCAAAUUCAGGACAGGAAGACACUGACAAGGAUGGUAUUGGGAAUUCCUGUGAUGAUGAUGCAGAUGGAGAUGGUAUUAUGAAUGAGCAGGACAAUUGUGUGUUGGUUGUAAAUAUCAAUCAGAAAAACAGCGACCAGGAUAUUUUUGGGGACGCCUGUGACAAUUGCCGUUUCAAACUGAACAAUGACCAGAGGGACACUGACAAUGAUGGAGAGGGCGAUGCUUGUGAUGAUGACAUGGAUGGGGAUGGUAUCAAAAACUUCCUGGACAACUGUCAGCGGGUUCCCAAUGUGGAUCAGAAGGAUAAGGAUGGAGAUGGAGUGGGUGAUGCAUGUGACAGCUGCCCUGACAUUAUUAAUCCAAACCAGUCAGACAUUGAUAAUGACCUGGUGGGAGAUUCCUGUGACACCAACCAAGACAGUGAUGGCGAUGGUCACCAGGACAGCACAGACAACUGUCCCACAGUCAUCAACAGCUCCCAGCUGGACACGGACAAGGAUGGACAAGGGGAUGAGUGUGACGAUGAUGAUGAUAAUGAUGGAAUACCAGACAUCAUUCCUCCAGGACCCGACAACUGUAGACUGGUGCCCAAUCCAGGCCAGGAAGAUGACAACAGUGAUGGUGUUGGAGACAUCUGCGAGUCAGAUUUUGACCAGGACACGGUCAUCGAUCGUAUUGACGUCUGUCCAGAAAAUGCUGAGAUCACCCUGACUGACUUUAGAGCUUAUCAGACUGUUGUUCUGGACCCCGAGGGUGACGCUCAGAUCGACCCCAACUGGAUUGUUUUGAAUCAGGGUAUGGAGAUUGUGCAGACCAUGAACAGUGACCCUGGACUGGCUGUUGGUUAUACAGCUUUUAAUGGUGUAGAUUUUGAAGGCACAUUCCAUGUGAACACUGUGACGGAUGAUGAUUAUGCUGGUUUUAUCUUUGGCUAUCAAGACAGUUCAAGUUUCUAUGUGGUUAUGUGGAAACAGACAGAGCAGACAUACUGGCAGGCCACUCCGUUUAGAGCUGUGGCAGAACCUGGCAUUCAACUCAAGGCCGUCAAGUCAAAGACAGGACCUGGGGAGCAUCUACGCAAUUCUUUGUGGCACACAGGAGACACCAAUGACCAAGUACGGCUCCUGUGGAAAGACCCUAGAAAUGUUGGAUGGAAGGACAAGGUCUCCUAUCGAUGGUUCCUACAGCACAGACCUCAAGUUGGAUAUAUUAGGGCAAGGUUCUUUGAAGGCAGUGAGUUGGUCGCUGAUUCAGGGGUGACUGUGGACACCACAAUGCGUGGAGGAAGACUUGGCGUGUUCUGCUUCUCACAGGAAAACAUUAUCUGGUCCAACUUGAAGUACCGCUGUAAUGGUAACUUAUCCAUAGUCUCAAAAUAA